Molecule: messenger RNA, 2194 nt
Organism: Cottoperca gobio
Lineage: Eukaryota; Metazoa; Chordata; Actinopteri; Perciformes; Bovichtidae
Gene: fndc4a
Product: fibronectin type III domain containing 4a
Exons: 6
Coding region: 549-1211 (220 amino acids)
Cellular component (GO): extracellular region; plasma membrane
Molecular function (GO): protein binding
Source: RefSeq, a predicted model, not a curated record
ACGCUAUAAGUUAAACGUGAGGGUCUCAUGGCUUCUAAGCCGAAAAGGGACUGCAGGAAUGACCAACCCCGCGCACGUGAAUAAACAGCCGUAAGCACUGAACUGCAGAGCGCGAGGGCAGUCUGAAAACUUACGGCGUUGUCCAUGGUGCUGAAACGCCACGCGAGUCUGCGAGGGGACUGACGAGCCUGUGAGCGUCAUCUUUUCCAAGACCCGUUUCAUACCUGAGCUCUCCAUGAGCCCGGCGGGGAUGAUGGACGUCUACAGUUUCAGACAACACAUUUGACACCAGGAAGAAGGACUUGUGGAUUUUAACCCUAAAUGAAGAAUCCGCCUAAGCUUGGACAAAAUGUUUCUGAAGACAUCAUUUGUCACGUACUUUCACUGGCUAUCAAUUUACUGACCAGCUGGAGCCCGAUUCAGCCAGUGACCGUUCAUUCAUUCAUCAACAUGUUUUGAAAAGAAAAUGAACUGAUGUAAUUAAGUUGCCCUUCAAGCAUAGGAGAUCUGCGAUUUAAUCUAAGAAGAGCAACUAUUCCCGCAGAGACAUGGCUCGCCUGCUUGUUUUGGUCAACUCCGUGGUCCUGUUGCUUUUUGGCAGCGACAUGUUCUUGGUAGGAGCAAACCGGCCACCAGCUCCUGUCAAUGUGUCCGUCAUGCACUUGCGGGCCGACUCGGCCACUGUGUACUGGGAGGUUCCAGAGGGAGAUAUAAUAAUCGGCUUCUCGGUCUCGCAACAGAGGCAGGACGGACACAUGCAGCGAUUCAUUCGGGAAGUCAACACCACCAGCCGCUCGUGUGUCCUUUGGGAUUUGGAGGAGGAGACAGACUACAUCAUCCAGGUGCAGUCAAUCGGCCUCUAUGGGGAGAGCCAAGCCAGCAAGAAGGUCCAUUUUCGCACCCUCAAGAAGACGGACCUCUUCCCCUCCAACAGCUCCAAUCAAGAUGACCCCACUGUGCAGGGCCUGGACAAGUCCCGGCAUCUACAAACAGGAGAGAUGAUCAUAAUUGUGGUGGUCUUGGUAAUGUGGGCAGCUGUCAUUGCCCUGUUCUGCCGGCAGUAUGACAUCAUCAAGGACAACGACUCCAGCAACAGUAAGGAGAAGGCCAAGCCGUCGUCAGAGAGGAGCACGCCGGAGCACCACAGCGGAGGGCUGCUGAGGAGCAAUUUUCAUCCUUCUGUGCCAUCUAUCAACAUAAUUGAAGUUUGAGAAGAAGCAAGACAAAGUUAAAUUCCUCUCUCUCUCUUCUACCAUCAAUGCAUUUCCCACCUUUCCACUGAGGAGGAGAAAAGCUGAAAACAUGUAGGCUAGUGUGUGUGGGUCGUCAUCAGUGAAUAAGGUUGGCUGAGGCUGUCACAUAUGCAUGCACACAGUAUGUGUAGGAAAACAUGUAACUACAGGUACACACCCAUCCACAUGACCCUACACACACACACACACACACACACACACACACACACACACACACAGAGUACAGUAGCUAACAGAAACCUACUGCUGCAGGUUGAUAGAAUACAAACUAACGUUAACCCACGGUGCCGUUAACAUUGAUGACUGCCAGGUUCUUGGUAUGUUAUUGCAAUACAAAACACACAAUCAUCUCUGGGAGGCCGGUCAUGACUUUAAAUUUGCAUUGUAUUUUUGAUAUUGGCAUGUGCAGUUAAGACACUAAGUUAACCUGUUAUAGGCACUUUAGCUCUAAGUAAAGCAACAUUUAUCCAUUGCAGAUUGUGUGAACACAUUGCCUCAUUACAAAUGUAUAUUAUCCGACUGCUGCGAGCAGACUGUGAAUAAUGAGAGAAAGCAAAUUCAUGUAUUCAUUUGUAAGAACCGCCACAACGACAUGUCUUAAUUUUUUCUAAUAAUAUUAAAAUACCAUUUUCUGGAUAACAUUGUAUUUUUUCAUAUUUCAUAAAUAAUAAACAUUGUGUUUGUGCAUAUUUCAUUCAUUUACUAAAGUUGCAUGCAGGUCAUUUGCACGUAGAAUAGCAUUUGAUGUGCAGUUAGGCGCCAACAACAGAGAAAUAAACACGAUUGCAGUCCUGUGAAGCCGUUAAUGUUUUCUUCUAUUCCGCCUGCUUUUAGAACAGGUCAUUAUCUGUUCAUCCAGCGUUUCAUCCCAGAUCUUGUACAUUUCCUGACAAUUGUAUUUCCUGAAGUGUAAAAUAAACCUUCUCUUGAAUGUCCCAUCA